Molecule: messenger RNA, 4699 nt
Organism: Anarrhichthys ocellatus (wolf-eel)
Lineage: Eukaryota; Metazoa; Chordata; Actinopteri; Perciformes; Anarhichadidae
Product: LIM domain-containing protein A
Exons: 9
Coding region: 111-3152 (1013 amino acids)
Source: RefSeq, a predicted model, not a curated record
AGGAAGUAGACUCAUAGAUUCGAGAGCACAACCCCACACAGAUUAUUAUUUCAGCACAAAAAUGAACAUGAAGGCAGGGGGAAAACACUUUGACCGGCCUGACUGAAGACAUGAGACAACCUUUGCUGCUUCUCAGUCUGUCGCUGGCAGUCCUCCUCUCUGCCAAUGUGCUGGCUCAGAACCAGGUACAGAUCCAGUUCCAGACCGACCCGGUGCUGGUUCGAACCGGUGCUGAGAUCGUGUUCACGGUGGUGAUAGAUGCCCCGGUUUUUACCAUGACAUGGCAGUACCAAGGAGGAAUCACUGUGGGUCUGUGGUCCGACACAUCCUCAUCGAUUAACUCAGGGACCCAGUUCACGGGCAGGACCACCAUCACUGCCACCCAGCUCCGAAUCCUAGGCGCCCAGCUCCGAGAUUCGGGGAUCUUCACGGUGGAGGUGAUCCCCACCGGUACAACAGCCCCUAACUCCAGAUCAAUACAGCUGAGGGUGUUUGAUACAGUGGCUGGGGUCAGUCUGUCGGUCCCCUCAGUGGCGGUAGAGAUGAGAAAUGUGUCUCUGAGCUGUACGUGGAAUGGUGGGACGGAUGUUACGGUCCAGUGGGGCAAAGGAGGCGUAGCCAUCCUCGCCGACGCCAGGAUCACCAUCUCAGCUGGCUCUCUGGUCAUCAACCCAGCCAGGCGGGGGGAUGCCGGGGAGUACACGUGUACCGCCAGCAACCUUGUCAGCGCCCAAACUGCCACAAAGAGCCUCACUGUUUACUAUGGCCCUGACACCCCAGUGCUGACCAAGGUCUCCCCAAAAGAGUGUGUCGGUGGAGGGGAUGUGUUGGCGGGACAGAUUGUGCGUCUCACCUGCUUGUCUGACUCUCUGCCCCCUGCCCUCUUCUCAUGGCAACGUGACGGGCAGGCGGUUGCCGCCGGCCAGCCGGACAGCGGGGUGCUCAGCCUUCAGACUUUCUCGACGGAUGAGAGCGGACGCUACGUGUGCACGGCCAGAAACGGCCUCACCGGUGGCACGUCGGAGCAAGGGACAGACUUGGCAAUCGUAGCCACAUGUCUGAAUGUAGGGGAAGUGGUGGGGAUUGUGAUUGGCUGUUUGCUGCUGAUCCUAAUCAUCGCGCUCCUCAUCUGGCUCAUUGUCUUCCUCGUGCGAAGGAGGCGGGCACAACAGAGACAAAAUGAUACUGCCGAGCUUGUGCAGAAGACCAACCCAAAUCCCAGGCCUAUACCUCCAGAUCCACUACCUAAUGGUGCAAGGGAUUUGGGCCAAGGUCCCCAUCCCCCCCUCUAUCACUUGAACACGCACACCCACCACCCUGACCGCAUGUACACAGCCCCGCAUGAAACUCGUGGCAACCCACAGACGCUGCCGCUGAACGGGCUUCUUAACUCCGACACACACCAACACAAUGGUCGCACCCACACAAAUGGACUCCUACACAAUGCCCCUCAGAACGCCAAUUCAUACCCACACAAUGGCAUUGACAACCGGGCUUUCACAAACACUGAUGCUCAGAAUGCAAACGCACUGCCGAACACACAGCAACAAAAUCCCAACAUUGUCAUACAGACUGGCACUAACCAGGGCGGCGCCCAGCCGCCGGCGGUCCAUGUCAGCCUUAACACUCCCCAGCAAAACAACAAUUCACAAAUACCCACCAUUCAUGUCAACCUUACCUCGUACCCAAACACUAGUCAACAGACUCAGGGAGACAACUCAUUUCCGCUUACCAAUACAACCAAUUAUAACGCUUCACAAACCCAACAAAACGUGACACAUACCGGGCAAUCAAAUCCCAGAAUGCAAAGUGGGCAGUCCUAUCCUAGUGCCAUAGAAGCCGGUCACCAAGAUCAGCCUGGACUAGUCCCGACUGGAUACACACAUUAUAACAGUAAUAACGCUCCUCAGCAAAAUGCCAACACGCAGACGUAUCAGCAGGAGCCAGAGUCUCAUCGCCGGUCCGAUAGAAACUCUCGGGAUCUCCUCAGAGGGACACCAGCGUACACUCCUCAGCGAAACGCCAACACAGAGACCUACCAGCAGGAGCCGGAGCCUCAUCGGCCGUCCAAUAGAAACUCAUGGGAUUUUCUCAGAGCGACACCAGCGUAUCCCAGCGGCACGCUUCAAAGAGGACAGACAUCACCUGAGUACACUUCUGACUAUACAGACUACACUACCCAUCCUCCCAUACAAGUGGCAAGAACGCCAAACCGAUCCCAGCCUCAACCUCAGAGCCAAACCACUUCCCGGAGCAGAGCUGCACCCAGACAAGAUGCACCGUCAGCGGACAGACGGACACGGAGCCGCUCAACUGAUCUUCAAGGCCCAAACAUUCGCAGUGUAACACAGCUUGAGGCUGAACACCACACACAGACAAGUGGCCACACACAAAGAAAGGGAGCUCAGCGAGACAUCAGAGGUUCGUCUGGUAGCCAGACCGCCCCAAGGCAGGAAGCCCCACAUAACAAUAACCCCCAGGCACUGCCUCUCAUAAGCCAGCAGGCCUCUGUAGGCCGCUCUGCUCUGCCACAAGGACCGGUGACACAACAGGGACUGACUGCACCGCGGGGUGCAGAUUCAAGAGCUUUGGCUGAUCCUAAUCACCUUCCACAGGCACACAUGGCCCAGCAACAGAGAGCAGUGCAGAUCCAAACACCACCACAAGGCCCGGGCAGACAUACACAUCCGGUCACAAAUGGUGCCAAUCAGCCUCGCCAAGGAGGCACCGCUCCAGUCCCACACUCCUCGGCCCAGCGUAAUCCCAGUAACCUAACCCAGGCUGCACUUACAGCCCACACUGAGAGGGCUCAAACAUUUCGGAAUCGGAAACAACAGACCCAGGCUGCUCUGCUUCAUCCCGGACCACAGGCACGUGUUCCUGCUGCUGCGGCUCAGCACGCGCCGCCUCCUCCCCCCGUUAUCCCCCUCGCACAGUUCCAGACCCUCCCCAAGAAGCAGCACAAAUCCCCAACUAGAGGUCCUCAGCCCCCCAGACCUCCUGUUAACAUACCGGUUCAACAGCGGCCCACCAACCACCACCACCAUCCUGGAAAUGGUGGACAAAGGCAUGCCCAUGCUCAUGGCCACAGGCACCCCUCCCACUUCACCCAGCCACAGCAGCAUCAGAGUCCCAGAGGGAGACCAAGAUGAUGACAGACGUCAGCAGACUACACUCUACAACUGUCUCGCAUGCAUCUACUGACACAAACAAACCGCUGACAGACGUGAUCCAAUGUACCACCAAGCAAGACUGACUGCACAAGGUUCCGCUCUCCGAAACGCUGCCACACACUGGUGUCUCAGUCAUGCAGUCCGUUUUUUUUAAUGAAGGAAAUGAACAUGUCUCCUAUGGGGAUGAUACAAAUUGUACCUUUUUGGAAUAUAAUCUUACUGUCCUAGAAAUAAAGGACAAAUUAUCUCAAGGAAGGAGGCUAAAUGUGCAUGAUUUAAAUAAGUUGCAUGAUGAUACUGGAGGAUGUUUCAAAAAAAUGCUCCCCCAUCAACAACCCCUCUCUCCAAACACACACUAGACCCACAUGUAUUGUACUAUUUUGUCUUCUGAAGCACUGGUCAUGCAUCAGACUUUGCCGAGAGCCUGCUCAGAGUAGACAAGUUCAGUGAUCCAUAGCUCUCGACCAAGCUCGCCUCCCAUCAUCCAUCCAUUCAUCAUCAAAACUUAACACUACCUUGACAAAAUGCACUUGAGGUGCUGGCAUGAAUAUGUGUGAUUCAUCUGUUAGUGACAGACAGUAAGGGAAUUGGCCCCUGGGUGACGGUGACAAUUAUAGAGGAAGAAAUUUGACAUAGUGGUGGUCUUUAAUGUACAUGGAAGUAUUUAUUUUUCCCCUUGUGUUUACAGAUGCCUCUUAUGACACUUCUCAAUUAAGCAGAUUCGCCUCAGUGGCGCUCAGAAGUAAUGCUCAGCUAACUAUGAAGGGGUAUCCCACAAAUGGAUGGGCGCUUAUUAAUUAAAUGACUUGGGGGGAAUAAUCACACCCUUGCAUGAAUGAGGUCAGCAUAAAGACUUGAGCUGCCACGCUUUCUGCUGAAAAAGCACAAUGUAACAAUGUUCUGUCUGCACUGGGUCAUGGACAGCACAUUUUAAACAAUGGGAUGCUGUUAUUACUUUUACAGAUUAUGUAUUUAUUGAUUUAUAAUGUUUGUGCUCUAUUUUGUCUUGUAAUUGAUUGUGAUUGAUUAGGUUGCACCAAUUGAUGUCAAUGCCAUUGUUGUUGAAUAAAUGUUCAUUUCAUGGAUAAAACUGGUUAUAUUAGAUGUUUAUUAUUGUCAACAAAUCCUGAAUGAACUGAUCCUACAAACAAGUGACAUAUCUCUCAUUCCUCUGUGCCAUAGAGCUCCAUUGUUGUCCAAUAAAAACACAUCAGUGAGCUACACAUUUGUUCUGGGUGACAUUAAUAUUACCAUAAACAUGAGCUCUGUAGCUUAUUGGAGACGAUCGCACACACGCUAUCCUGCUGCUGUAAAUUCACACCAGCACCAAAUGUGUAUUACUCCCCAGCGGGAAAUAGUGCAUAAGUUGUGGACUAUCUGCUGCUGUGAGAGUCCCAUUUUACGAAAAAGCUACAGUGUCCAGCUGUUGCAGAAAAUUACUUAGCCUUUUAUGAAAACGAAACUAUUUAUUUGCAACCUGUUUUUUUUUUUUUUUUUUUUUACUCGAGAUUUAUAUCUCGGCAAUA